Varanus komodoensis (Komodo dragon) is the source of this 6223-nucleotide messenger RNA. It is a transcript of the gene UBA6, whose product is annotated as ubiquitin like modifier activating enzyme 6. Gene Ontology annotation, biological process: protein sumoylation. The transcript has 33 exons. The record is from RefSeq and is a predicted model, not a curated record. Gene Ontology annotation, molecular function: SUMO activating enzyme activity. The coding region runs from base 198 to 3275 and encodes 1025 amino acids. Gene Ontology annotation, cellular component: cytoplasm; SUMO activating enzyme complex. Lineage: Eukaryota; Metazoa; Chordata; Lepidosauria; Squamata; Varanidae.
UAUCCCCGCCUCCUCCUAUACCGGCUCUUCGCGGCUGCUUGUUCCUGCUUUUUCAUCUCAGGCAGAGCCGGCCUGUACUGCUGCCCGCAUUCCUUCUUCUUAGGCCUACGGAUCGCCCAGGUACAGCCACGGUAAGAACGCAGAGGCAGCGAGUGGCGGAGACUGGAGGACCCAGCAGUCCUUACAAAUAUAUCAUCAUGGCAGCAGAUUCUAUGGAAAUUGAUGAUGCUCUUUACAGUCGGCAAAGAUACGUUCUUGGAGACACUGCGAUGCAGAAGAUGGCUCAGUCUCAUGUGUUCCUAAGUGGAAUGGGUGGGCUUGGGGUAGAAAUUGCUAAAAACAUAGUUCUGGCAGGAAUAAAGGCUCUCACAAUUCAUGAUACCAAGCUGUGCCGGAUAUGGGAUUUAGGAACAAACUUUUUUGUUCAUGAAGAUGAUAUUCUGAAUCUAAGGAACAGAGCUGAGGCAACACUUCAUCACAUUGUGGAGCUGAACCCACAUGUCCAGGUGAUUUCAUCAGUUGCUCCACUAAAUGAGUUUACAGACCUCUCCUUUCUCUCACAGUACCAGUGUGUCAUAGUAACUGAAAUGAAACUGUCACUGCAAAAGAAGAUAAAUGAUUUUUGCCAUUCACAACACCCACCAAUUAAGUUUAUAAGUGCUGAUGUAUAUGGGAUAUGGGCACGUCUGUUUUGUGAUUUUGGUGAUGAAUUUGAAGUUCUGGACACCACAGGAGAGGAACCAAAGGAAAUCUUUAUUUCUAAUAUAUCUCAGUCUAAUCCUGGUAUUGUCACUUGCCUUGAUAAUAAUCCUCAUAAGCUCGAAACGGGACAGUAUGUAACUUUCCGGGAAAUCAAUGGAAUGUCAUACUUAAAUGGAUCCAUGCAUCAGAUAACUGUGAUAUCACCAUAUUCUUUCAGCAUUGGGAAUACUGCAGAUAUGGAGCCUUACUUACAUGGUGGAAUAGCUGUUCAGAUUAAGACACCGAAAAUAUUUCAUUUUGAACAGCUGGGGAAGCAGUUGAUUAACCCAACAUGCCUUGUUGCAGACUUCAGCAAAACUGAGGCACCCCUGCAGAUCCAUAUUGCUAUGCUUGCCUUGAAUCAGUUUCAGGAAGAUUUUAUUCGUAUGCCAAACAUUGGGUGCUUUCAAGAUGCUGAGGAGAUGCUGAAGAUAGCACUAUCCAUAAGCAAAACUUUGGAAGGCAAACCUCAAGUUAAUGAAGAUAUUGUGAAAUGGAUAUCCAGGACAGCUCAGGGCUCUUUAGCACCUCUCACAGCAGCACUCGGGGGUGUUGCCAGUCAAGAAGUCUUGAAAGCAGUAACAGGAAAAUUUUCUCCCCUGCAACAGUGGUUGUAUAUUGAUGCAUUAGAAUUGGUCACAUUUCUAGAAAAUGCAAGUGAUGAAGAAUUCCUUCCAAGGGGAGAUAGAUAUGAUGCCUUGAGGGCCUGCAUUGGAGACACUUUGUGUCAGAAGCUGCAGAAUCUGAAUGUUUUCUUGGUGGGUUGUGGUGCAAUAGGCUGUGAGAUGUUAAAAAAUUUUGCACUCCUUGGUGUUGGUACUGGUCAAGAAAGGAGUAUGGUUACAAUUACAGAUCCUGACUUAAUAGAAAAAUCAAACUUAAAUAGGCAGUUUCUCUUCCGGCCACGUCACAUACAGAAGCCCAAAAGCUGUACUGCAGCAGAGGCAACACUUAGCAUCAACCCUCAGAUGAGAGUAGAGCCACAUCUUAAUAAAGUGUGCCCAGCUACUGAGAACAUAUACAAUGAUGAUUUCUAUACCAAGCAAGAUGUAGUUGUAACUGCAUUAGACAAUGUGGAAGCAAGGAGAUAUAUUGAUAGUCGCUGCCUAGCAAGCCUGCGACCUCUCUUAGACUCUGGAACCAUGGGAACAAAAGGGCAUACUGAAGUAAUUGUGCCUCAUCUAACAGAAUCAUACAAUAGUCAUCGAGAUCCGCCAGAAGAAGAAAUACCAUUUUGUACAUUAAAAUCUUUUCCAGCUGCCACUGAACACACAAUUCAGUGGGCAAGAGACAAGUUUGAAAGUGCUUUUUCACACAAGCCUUCCCUAUUUAACAAGUUUUGGCAAACCUAUCCAUCAGCGGAAGAGGUGUUACAGAGAAUAAAAUCUGGGGAGAGUUUGGAAGGAUCAUUCCAAGUGAUUAAGUGCCUCAGUAGAAGACCAAGAACCUGGACACAAUGUGUUGAAUUAGGAAGAUUGAAAUUUGAGAAAUACUUUAAUCAUAAGGCCCUUCAGUUACUUCAUUCAUUUCCCAUUGAUACACGAUUAAAAGAUGGUAGUUUGUUUUGGCAGUCACCAAAGAGGCCACCUUUUCCAAUACAAUUUGACUUCAAUGAUCCACUGCACUACAGCUUCAUACUGAGUACAGCAAAACUAUUUGCAGUUGUUUACUGUGUCCCUUUUACAGAAAAGGAUAUGGCAGAAGAAAAUAUUUGGAAGAUAAUUUCUGAUUUGAAGGUUCAAGAGUUUCAACCUUCUAACAAAGUUGUACAAACAGACGAAACAGUGAGGAAACCAGAUCCUAUUCCAGUAAGCAGCGAGGAUGAGAGGAAUGCUGUUCUUCAGUUGGAGACUGCCAUAUUGGCUAAUGCAGCUACAAAAGAUGACUUACAAAUGAAGGAACUUACUUUUGAAAAGGAUGAUGACAGUAAUGGGCACAUAGACUUCAUAACAGCAGCUUCCAAUUUGCGAGCCAAAAUGUAUAAUAUUGAACCAGCAGACAGACUCAAAACAAAACGGAUUGCUGGAAAAAUUAUCCCUGCCAUUGCAACUUCUACAGCAGCUGUCUCUGGUUUGGUUGCUUUGGAAUUGAUCAAAGUAGUUGGUGGCUACCCUUUCCAAGCAUAUAAGAACUGCUUUUUCAACCUGGCUAUACCAAUAAUUGUCUUCACACAAACAACUGAAGUAAGAAAAACAAAAAUAAGAAAUGGGAUAUCUUUUACAAUCUGGGAUAGAUGGACUGUUUAUGGGAAGGAUGAUUUCACACUUUUGGACUUCAUAAAUGCUGUCAAAGAAAAAUACGGAAUUGAGCCAACUAUGGUGGUUCAGGGAGUGAAAAUGCUAUAUGUUCCUGUGAUGCCUGGACAUGUCAAAAGACUAAAGCUGACGAUGCAAAAACUUGUGAAACCAACAGCAAAUAAGAAAUAUGUCGACCUCACUGUAUCAUUUGCUCCAGAAACAGAUGGUGAAGAAGACUUGCCAGGACCACCUGUUAGAUAUUAUUUUGCCCAUGAAAAUGAUACAGGUUUACUGUAGAGGACCACAGGAAAGGAGAGUAACACCAUCCUGGGGUGGAAAGGGAAUGGUACUAUAUACUUGGUGAAGCCUUAAUUCAGAAAUAGGGGAAGUCAGUGACCUGUUCUAAGAAGCUCUUUAGCAAAGUGGAUUUGUAAUUUAUAUAUCUAGCAUUUUCAUAGCUAUCUGUAUCUAAGGAGAACUUGAAGCUUGCUUGAAAGUAUGGUUCAUUUUGAAGAAAACACACUUAUGUUAACCUCUGUGGGAAGACCAGAAUGACAGACUGAAAAUCUGUGUAGUAGAAAAGGUGACAGUCAAGAUUUGGAAAAAUUGCCAAUGUCAGCGUUAUCAAACUUUUUUUUUUCCUUUGCUUUUCCCCCUGCCCCACUGCAUGUUAGCCCAAGUCUAGUUGAAUGAUGUUUUACUGCAAUAAUUGUUUGUUCUCUUCUGGAGCAGAUUAAAUGUUACUUUAGAAGACAUUCACAGUGAGAGGAAGCCAACUUAUAAAGCUAUAAUUUUUGUUUUUCUAAUAAGUUUUUCUGUUACCUCACCAACCACACCAUGUAAAGCAAAUGCAGAUUGUACUGUAGGCAUUUUCAUCUAAGAGCUUGGGUUUUCAUAGCUGCUUUUUCAUACUGCUUUAAAGAAGUUGGAUGAUUGUUCCUGUGUGGGAAGAGACUGAUUAAUACCUGGGUCCUAACUGGAAAUACAAGUGUCUUGGUUUUGGAUAAAAUGUGUAAAUUGUCAUCUCUUUCCCUCAGAUAUGUCAACUGCCACAUUUUCAUUUGUCAAGUUGAAGCUUAUAUUUGGUUGACAUUAUAUGACCUAUUCAGGGCCAAAAUACACACUUAGCUUGGAGAGCAUUUUUAAACCUUGAUUUGUCCCAGUCACAUAGAAAGCAGUGGAUUUGGCCAUAUUUUAACAGCAAAAGAGGAAUAUAGCUGAACCAGCCUGCCCACCAUUUUCAUUCCUGCAGACCCCAACCCUGCUGUGGGGAAAUAAGCCUCAGGUGGGAAAAGUGUUUAGCACCUUUUGCUCACAUCUCCUUCAUUAAAAUUGGACACAUGGCCCAUUCUUUUAUAAUUAGGGCAGUUCCAGAUGUAAACACUCUGUUUUACAUUACUGAACUUUAUCAUCAGUGCUGUUGCAUUGCCACCAGUGUUAUUUAGUUGUGCAUAAGGCCCCUGGUAAAAUCCAGAUAUUGAAGGUUUCAUGUACAUCAGCCUAGUUCACAUGAUCACCAUAGAACAGUUGCUUGUUUAAACCGCAGUAUACACUGAACACUAUAUGUGUAUAUGCAGACACACAUACACACACGUGUGUGUAUACACCAUGAACCUGGCACAGCUUGUUAUAUGAUCCAUACUUGGGUGGAAUGGCUUGUUGCAUAGCAAAAUGAACUUCAAAUAUUCCAUUACCAUUCUGUGGGUUAUUUGAGGGAUGUUUUCCCUGCCUGACAAGUCAUGCUGCCCAUAUUCAGAUGACAGGCCAGGUUGUGGCUGGGUGGGUGAUUAGGUAAUGAUGCUCAGCACAUACUAUGACUUAAGCAAGUCACUGGCACUUGUUUUAAUUCAUGGUUAUUGUGUGAAUAAGCCCACUGUGACUAUAGCCAGACAUGGUCCUCAAUAUGCUUGAAGAACAUGCUCAACUCUGUUAGGCUGUAUUUUCUUGUUUCUGUACUGACUCUUUUAAAACUCAGUUUAAAAGUUUCUUUUAAAAGCUUCUUCAUACAAAUAUGUUUACACUAUAAUGAGUCCAAUUACAGAACAGUUUACAGAUAUUUCAAUUUAAGUAGUCCAAUAUAGAUUUACUAGGAAGGGAGAAAUAAUUUUGGUUGUAGUUGUUUGAUAUGAAACAGUGCCUUACAGAAGCAUCUUUGGCACAUUUUUGCUUCCUUAUGCAUGUAGCUUUAGCCUACUUCUCUUGCCUCUCCCCCACCAGAGAAAAAUUAAGGUGCAUGUUUAACUCUUUAAAAAAAAUAUCAUGGCUUCACUCUAUAUUCCUAAGUACUUUGUCACAAAAGAUUUUGUUAUAUUAAUAUAUUUCUUAAACUUUGUGUUUUUAUGCAGUUAUGACAUAUAAGUUGCCAAUGUUUCCUUUUCUGUAGGUACUUGAAUACCAAAGAUGUACUUACCCUUAUCAAAAUUAUUCCAUAAUUUAGGAAUGUAGUAAUUCUUUCUAAGUGAUGUAUCUGCUACCAUUUCCAAUUUGUUAUAUUUUAAUGGAAUUAAUUUUGAUAAUUUGCUAGUUAAUUUUUUAAGCAAUGAGAGAGCAUAGAUACUGUGACAGCAGGAGGUAGAGGGACACUGAAGAUGUUACUAUUCUGGCAUAUAUAGCAAAUCACUAUUUUGCCUGAGAUUUGCUUAUCUUUGUGUUUUAAAUAGUUUUUUCAUAAAGCAAACUAUAGUGAGCUUAAAAUAGUUUAGAUGCUUGCUGGGUAGUAAUAAAACAAGGGUUACUGUCAUGAAUAUCCCAUGAGAGGUAAUUAUUAAAAAAAAAACCAAUCUGGGUGUGAUCAUGCUAGCAUUUUUUCUCCUUCACAAUUACUAAUCAGCAUUCAAGAGUAGCAACGAGACAGUCUUUGCAUUUGCAAAACUGCAUUUGAUGUCAUACAUCAGUGGGCUUGAAACUGAAGAACCUUUCCCAGCAAGUCUUCCUUGCAGACAUUAUUGUAUAGAAACAUUCAGAAUAGUGGACAGAACCAACACAAAAAUCUGCCUACCUGUUAUAUAUAGUCUUAUCUUGAGGAUUAUUCUGCUCACAGAGGUAAUCUCAAAGAGUGUUUUCAGUUUAAAGAUAAAAAUAAGGAUUCUGUAUACUUCCACAGUUUGCAUUAUCUCUGAAUUUAUUUCAGUACUUUUUGAAGGAGUGAUUUUUAUUUGUGUAAAGAAUAUGAUGUAUAGUCUAAGCAGUUACCGAAAUCUGCUUUUUGUCUUUCAUAUUAAAAAUGUGAAAACAUACCACCAAAA